Molecule: messenger RNA, 108 nt
Organism: Caenorhabditis elegans
Lineage: Eukaryota; Metazoa; Nematoda; Chromadorea; Rhabditida; Rhabditidae
Gene: ostf-4
Product: Dolichyl-diphosphooligosaccharide--protein glycosyltransferase subunit 4
Exons: 1
Coding region: 1-108 (35 amino acids)
Cellular component (GO): endoplasmic reticulum membrane
Source: RefSeq, marked reviewed
AUGAUCAGCGACGUUCAACUCGGAAUUGCUGCCAACAUUCUUGGAAUCGCGAUGCUCAUGCUCGUCGUCCUCUUCCACUAUCUCAACGCCAACCAGAAGAACAAGUAA